AUGACAGGAGACACUGAAGGAUGGGUGGGGGUCCUGGCAGGGCUCAUUGCAGUGUACACAGGUGGAGCUGGAGGGUCAGGCCACAGGAAGGCCGGGGGGAUUACAUGCCCCCACUGCACACGCUCUCACACCUCUCAAGAGCUACAGUAUGUGCAGGAGAGAUGUGGAGAGUUUUCACACAGGGCGCUGGAGGUGGGGAUGCCUGGACAGGAUGCACGGCCCUGGAGGAAUGUGAGCAGCGGCGGUGGCACGUCUGCUAAAAGCCGUGGACUGAAGGUUCUCAGAUCGUCCGGUCUGCGCCGCAUUAGCCCCAGUGUGUGUUGUUUGUCUCCGGUAACCGCGGCAACGGGCCUGCUGGGCGUCCCGGCCGCAGUCAUCUGA
Knipowitschia caucasica is the source of this 381-nucleotide messenger RNA. The record is from the annotation of a GenBank genome assembly. Lineage: Eukaryota; Metazoa; Chordata; Actinopteri; Gobiiformes; Gobiidae.